Molecule: messenger RNA, 7155 nt
Organism: Pochonia chlamydosporia 170
Lineage: Eukaryota; Fungi; Ascomycota; Sordariomycetes; Hypocreales; Clavicipitaceae
Product: tho2 protein
Exons: 4
Coding region: 1-7155 (2384 amino acids)
Biological process (GO): mRNA processing; mRNA export from nucleus
Cellular component (GO): THO complex part of transcription export complex
Molecular function (GO): mRNA binding
Source: RefSeq, a predicted model, not a curated record
AUGCCCCCGAAACGAAAGCGGCCUGACCGGCCCUCUGGCGAUGGAGGCAGGCCGUCUCCUCAUAGACCCGGAGAUACAAAUCUGGCUCAGCACGAUGGCCAUGAUAGCUCAGCUAGAGGACGUGGAGCGCGGGGAGGACACUUCUCCCACGGCCAACGCGGUGGCUUUAAUCGCCGGGACUCGUCUCAAGGAUAUGGGCGAGGAGGGAAUGGUCAACAUCACAACCAACAAAACCACUCGCGAAACCAAGGACAUGCACAACCUCCCUCGCCUGCCAAACAGCCCCCGUCGUCACCAUCAGCUUCUAGACAACCUCCUACUGGUUCCUCUCAGUCGCAGCCUUCGACGCAGAUUAGCUCCCCCCUAAUGACGAAGCCAUCUUCUGAACCUACGCAACGACCAGUGUCUCCGGUUCGAUCAAAUUAUAGGUACGAGAAUCUUACGGACGACAAAGUACAGACGUGGGACGAGCGCGGUCGCCAAGAAAUUAUCCAACAAGGCGUACAAGCCCGAGAUGAUGUUGAUAUCACUGAGUUGUCGACGCUCUUUCAAGAGUUUAUCCAGGCCGUGGUUGAGCAAAGGCUGCCUGCGUCCGAUGCGGGGGCUUGUAUCAAGGAAAUCCUAGGCGACGAAAAUUCAGAUAUCGUUAAGGACGCUUAUGCAUUUGCGCCGCAUACUCUUUUCCUCGAUUCUCUUGCUAUUAUUAUGGACAAUGACUCUGGUUUAUACCGGCCCACUCUCCGUGAAUUCUUGAUAGCCACACAGGUCUCUCCAGCCUUGAUGCGCCAGAUCUUGGAUGCUCCAAUCUUGCAGCAACUGGGCUUGAUUCGAGACAACUUUGCUAGACUAGGCGUCCGUCAGGCUACCAAUCUCUUAUACAGACAAGCAAACUACAACUUGCUCCGUGAAGAAACGGAAGGUUACUCGAAACUCAUUACGGAACUCUUUUCGACGAACACAGUGACACCGCCGCCUCCCGAGCUAGCUGAGCAGACGUUCGAGAGGGUCAAGGGACUUAUCGGUACCUUCGACUUGGAUGUUGGCCGGGUGCUUGAUGUCACCCUUGAUGUUGCAGCCGCAGUCUUGAUAAAGCAAUACAAAUUCUUCGUCAAGUUUUUGAGAGUGAGCUCUUGGUGGCCGCGAGCUCAUUUCAAAUAUGACACAAUAUAUAAUGGUGGGCUACCGCCAUGGGCGGACCCUGCCUAUUUGCAAUGGACUGCCACCGAACAAGAUGAGGAACGGAUUACGCAGCAAAAGACGGCCAGGGAUGUAGCCUUCUGGGAUCGUGCUAGGGAGGUACAUCUCGGUGCCUUUUUCGAGCUCGGCGGCAGGCAAGUGAGCGAGGCAGAUUUGGAACAAGCCAACAUCACCAAUGGCCGGGAAACGAAACAAGAGGCGGAUUUCGAACAGCAGUGGAUGGAAGAAACAAAGACAUUGCCUCCGCCGGGAAAUCGCGUCGCUGCACAACUACUCGGGUUCAAGCUGCUCUUCUACAACUCUGAAAUGCGCGACAAGUCCGACGUCCUACCGGCGAACCUGCUGUACUUGGCUGCUCUGCUGAUUAAAAUUGGGUUUCUCUCUCUUACUGAUCUCUACCCGCACCUAUCUCCUCCGGACGACAAUAUGGAGAAAAUCCGCGAGGCUGAAACAGAGAAAUUGGAGCAGGAGGAACGAGCAGCCCGCGGUGGAGGAAGGAUGAAUGCGCUCUUGAUGGCCGGUGUUCUCCCUCAAGGCGACGACGACAACCCGAACGCAACAAGUGUACCCAAACGGGAAGCUCCAAAGAAAGCUGAUGCGGACACAAAGCAAACGACCAAGGAAGAGUCUGAAGCUAAGAACAAGCUACCAGAACCUUUGGAGCAGAAAGUAUCACUGUUGACCCAACUGCUCACAAUUGGCGCCAUCCCUGAAUCAUUGUUCAUUCUUGGGAGAUUUCCUUGGAUUCCAGAAGUUUUUCCUGAUAUCCUCCAAAGAAUACAUCGCAUCCUUCAUGUCAGCUUGGAGAAGGUUUACAACGAUGCUCGGCCGACAACAACGUCUUUAAUGGACUGCCCCAUCAAACAACUCCCGGAUAUUGAUCAAUCAGGAAUGCCAAAGGGCAGUGUGAGACUCCACACACCACCACCAAAGAAGCAAUGGCGUUGGCCUUACCCAGAGAAGUUCGAUGUCAACGAGAAUCAAAACUAUCGCUUCUAUUGGGACGAAUGGGCAGACAACAUCCCGGUGUGCCAGACUGUGGAUGAUGUGUUCACAUUGUGUAAUACCUUCUUGAAUUUGUCCGGUGUCAAUAUUGGCAAGGAUGAAGCCCUCUUAUCGAAACUGGCCAGUAUCGGCAGUAAGAGCCUCGCGGAUGACGCUUCAGCAGCAAAUCUUGCCCGAUGGCAUGACCUCCUGCGACGACUAAUGCUGCCAGCCUUGAGUCAUACCAAAGCUAAUGCGUCUGUGGUCAACGCCAUUUGGGAUCUUCUGAGACAUUACCCCUUGACGACACGCUAUUCCAUGUACGCCGAGUGGUUCGAAGGUCAAAUUUCCAGACUACCCGCCAUGAAGUCUGCCUUUGCCCGUGCCACCGCUGACACUCGAGGCACGAUGAAGCGCGUUUCUCUGACCAAUCUCAGUGAAAUGGCCAAGCAACUUGCCAAAACGAGCUACUCAUCUCCUGGCAUUGUUUUCCGCGUCGCUUUUGAGCAACUGGAAUCAUAUCCAAAUUUGAUCGAGGCAUUCGUCGAGUGUGCCAAAUACUUUACAGAUCUGUCAUAUGAUGUGCUCAUCUGGUCUUUAUUGAACUCAUUGGGCAAAUCACGAAGUCGAACACAAGCCGAGCAUGCCUUGACGACCAGUAAAUGGUUGCAGGCCUUGUCGAGAUUUUCCGGCAAGGUUUUUCGCCGCUAUCAAGUUCUUAGCCCAACCCCUGUGCUGCAAUAUGUCAACGACCAGCUCUUUCGGGGCAAUUCUACCGAUCUCAUUAUUCUCAAAGAAUUUAUUUCGUCAAUGGGCGGUAUCGUGGAUUCGGUGGACUUCACUGACUACCAGGUGCUGUCCAUGGCCGGUGGCGCAUGGCUCAGAAGAUAUACCCUCAUUCGGGCCCAAGAUCGACGUUUUGACAACAUCAAGAGCUCAAAGCGCUUCAUGCAAGCUCUUGUAGAUUCCAAAUUGGCAGCUCAGCUUCUCCUGAAUCUAGCACAAUAUCGACAGGCUGCGAUAUUCAAAGUGCCAGACGAUGAGGCACAUAUCAAGUUUCUCUCUUCCGUUGUCGAUGACUCCCACCAAACCUUGAUUCAAUAUCUCGAUCUUCUGUGGAGUAACCUGGAUUCUAGCACGUUUGAUGCUAUUGUUCCGUCCAUCUCUGAACUGAUAAGCACAUACGGUCUAGACACCAGUUUGGCUUUUCUGAUUGGCAGAACCAGCCUCGGACAUCGAAUUUUCCCUUGGAAAGGAGGCAAAAACAAAAAGAAAGAACCUAAUGCAAAACCCAUCACUGACAAAGAGGGUGACGUUGAUAUGCCUGCUCAGGGCGAAGAACCAAAAGACCCAGAAUCUCAAGAGAUUGGAGAGAGCGAGGAGCAAAAAUCCGAAGAUGUGUCGCUUACUCGCACAAUGGUCAACAGCCUCCAGCCAAUUAUCGAAUCGGUUCAAUCAGCUGUUCGACCUGAAGUUUGGCAGAAGAUUAGCCCAGAGCUCUAUGCUACAUUCUGGGCGUUGCAAUUGGGAGAUAUUUGCUUUCCAGAAGAAAUCUACGUUCGUGAACGCCAGCGAAUUAUGAGUGAAUGGCAGACGCUUUCAAGUGACCGAUCAGAUAUGAGCAGGAAAGGCAUUGACAGGAGGACCGAGAAACGGAAGGAGCUCAUGGACUUGCAGGGAUAUCUCCUUGACGAGCUUAGCGAGCAUGGGCUUCGCAAAGCCAAGUGGAAGUAUUUCUUGACAAGGCAGUUUCAGACAUCCUUCCCAGACGCAGCUGCGAAGACUGACAGUGUCUCCGACAUCCUUUUAGAGCAAUGUCUUCUUCCCCGUGUUCUGCUUUCACCUGCCGAUGCAGAAUACACAUUCCGCUUCGUCAAAGCUCUUCAUGAAUGGAAUGCUCCCGUCUUCAAACUCAUGUCACUAUACGAUCGACUUUUCAACGCCAACCGACUCAGAUCGCUCAUUUUUACCUGCACUGUGAGAGAAGCUGAAUACUUGGGUCGCUUCUUGAAGCUCAUUUUGGAAGACUUGUCCCGAUGGCAUAAGAACGAGCUGAUACAGGGCGACAAGGACGACAAGGCUGCAAAACAUGCCCCAAAACUUGGAGCGUACGACAAGGAGGGGAAGGGAACUCCUGAGCAGCCUCACUUUGGAUUUGCUCUCACUGUCAACGACGAGGGCAAACCUGAAACUUUUGUGGAACACGCACAAUUCAGAGAUCUUUUGUUUAGAUGGCACAAGAACUUGAACAUGGCACUUAAAAACUGCCUGGGAGGCUCUGAAUGGAUGCAUAUCCGAAACGGUAUUACUGUUCUCAAAACCGUUCUAGACUUCUUCCCGGCAGUAGAUUUCAUGGCAACUCAAUUCACCACACAGCUACAGAACAUCACGAAACGGGAAGCCGCUGCAAAGACUUCGCCUGAUAGCGAAGAGGGUGGUCGCGUCGACCUCUCAGUAGCGGCUCAGGGUGCCAUGUCCGAGCUACAACGACGGAAAUCAAAAUGGGUCAUGGUGCAGGCUUUCCGACAGAACGCAGUUGCCGGAUCUCGACAAGAGGCUAGUAAGGCAUCCGCCACUUUGCUAAGGCCAACCGCCCCUGAUUUCAAACCGCAGGUCGAUAGGACACCCAGCGCUAAGCAUACGACUGCGGAAGAGGAAGAUGGAGAGGUCCAAGACAGGGAAGCCGUUCGCGAAACGAGUGGUGCCCCUGAGAAGGAGCUGUUGCCUCCUAAACCCGCUGGUAGUGGCCGAGAUUCCUCAAAACACAGUGACACAGCUGGGCAAUCUAGGUCAUCGACGCCAAAACCCGGGAGUUUCAAGAAUGAACCCCGAGCCCAUAAACUGCCGGAUCGGCCAUCCCACAACUUGCCCAGUCGGCCUGACGUUCCCAUACCUGGACACUUCACACCCGAACGCUUCCCUCAGUCGCGGGGUCACGAUCGUCGGGACGGUCGAGAAGCUCGCGGCCCUCGGGAUGGACGGGAAAAUAGGGAUAAUAGGGACACGAGAGAUUCCCGCGACGCCAAGGACCAUAGAGAGUCGCGACAAUCUGAUUCUGAACGUCCUGUACGCGGUCGCGACUUUGCAGAUCGUCGCUCUACUGACCACAAAGAGGAGAAUAGCCGAGCAGAGCUGCCACCCCGACCAACGCAGUCAGAGCGCGAACGCACACAUCGUGAACCACGAGGUAGCAGGGCUCAUGAUCGUCCCCAAGAAAACUCAGUCCCUGACCCCGCUCCAGCGAGCGACGCACAUGAGCCUGCGAUGAAUCCUGAAAGAGCAGCACUCUUUGCUCAAGAUACCCCAGACAGAUCGUCCCGUGGAGCGGACAUGGACCGGUCAUCCCGGGGCCGUCGACAGGGUGGUGGUGCAGUUAUGGACACCAUCAAUCCGGAACGAGCUGCUCUUAUUAGCGAUAGAGAUGACGGCACGCAUAAUGCUCCUGGAAGGCUCAACAGAGACGACGGUCGCGAAAGAGGCGGCCCGCGCGGGCAGUCCCCACGGCGCAACACUCGGCAUGGCAAUGAGCAGGCUUCCUCUGCCCCUGGUGCUCGUGACGAGCAUCAGAGCCAUAAUCUUCAAGACCAACGUCCCAGUGGGCGCCAACAUCGGGACCGAUCCCCUUUGCCAGGAAACUUCAGAGGAGAUCGGCCGACAGAUCGAGAAGGAGACAGAGCUCAUCCCGAUACUCUUCGUGACGGCUCUGGCUUUCACCGAUCAGGGCCCCGCCCACAGGAGCCCGAAAAUCGGAAACCUUAUCAGGACCAGAACUAUGGACGUCUCAAUCCCGUACCGCAACCCCCUAACGCCGAGAUUCCGUCCGGUCCACGGGGCAGAGGUAGAAACGCAAGCCGUGGUGGACAUGGACAGCCUUCUCUGCCAGGUCGACCUGACAACCGGUUUGGACCACCAGAAACUCCACGGGCGCCGUCACCUGAAAGACAUGGCCCGCCUACUGGUCCGUCGUCAGGUCGAAACCGACGGGGUUAUGACUCUGGCGGUGGACCACAAACCCCAGCUGGUACUCCGGCGGGACCAUCAGGUCGAAAUAGGAAUUUCAACCAGACUAACGACAAGCCGUCACCAGCGAAUCUAAGCGGACCGUCGACGUCUGGCGUACACCCAGACCGGCUGGCCCAGCUUGGCGGUCCUCCUUCCGCACCUCAAGGGACUCAGCGCCAUCACAACCAGGCAGCAAAUACCCCUGAUCGACCACAGCCCAGCUCAAGAAGCGGACCUGGACCCGAUGCAGAAACACCAACGGGCCCUGCCGGAGGUGAUCGUCCCGGCCGGGGUGGUGGUAGAAGGCAGCUCGCAGGAAUUAACAGUACUCUCCAACAAGCCCAUGCAAAGAUGCCAGAACCACCACGUAGCGGGGGAAAUCGUAACAAUCAGCCACGACAAAUGUUGGGCAAUUCUGACAUUCAGGUUCUUGCGGGUGGUUCGCCAACACCCACCCCCAGCCAAGAACGUCAAGACACAAUGUGGGGGUCUUCCAAUGGAGGUGACAACCAAGGGCGUCGAGACCAUGACCGUUCCCGAAGCGAUCGUGAGAAUCGAUCCGAAAGAUCUAAUCGCACAUCACGCCGAAGUAGCCGCGAACGCGAGCGAGAUGGCAAAGAUCCCAGCCAAGGUCGAGACAGGCGAUCGGUGGGCGGCCCGGACGCAGGUGGAAGUAGGGAAGAGCGCGAAUCCCGUCGUCAGCCGAGGGACUCCAUGGGCCCUCCUCCGCCCAGCAGUGGGCGAGACAACCGACACAGAGGAGAUGGCCCGCCUGCGGGAGGCAAUUGGGGAGCAGAGGACUGGAGUGGUAACAGAGGUGGAAACGGCGGCGGCCGAGGAGCAGGCCCACGGGAUGGGUCGAACCAGCCUGGAGAUAGGAGAGAUCAUCGUGAAGACCGUGGACGAAAGAGACGAAGUGAAGAAGGUGUGGGCAACUUGACGAGUGAACGCGAAAAGCGACCUCGACGAUAG